AUGCUGCCAUUGACUUGGGAAGAUGACGGAGUGCUCUUUCUAGGCACAAGAUACCUGCUCGAGUAUUACCUGAGGAAGGAGAUAUACAGUUCAUUCGUUGACCACAACACGAGUAUUGCUGGGCUGGAGUUGUGGUUCAAGAAUCAGUACCGUUACUACAUCGGCAACGUGAUGCUCCCCAGCAUUAUGCUUGUUAUCCUCUGCUAUGUGACUCUGUACUUCGACAUCAACGAUUUCAAUGACCGCAUCAUGGUGUCGCUGACCUCGCUGCUCGUGCUCGUCACCUUCUUCACCGACACCAGCCAAUCCAUCCCCAAAACCGCCUACUUCAAGCUCAUCGACGUGUGGUUUAUGUCCCUCAUGUUCGAGGACUUCUUCGUCAUCCUGUCCAUCGUCUACGUCGAGUACGUCCACCGCAGGACGCUCCCCGGGUCGUUCAUUCGCGUCCAGCCGGCCGACUUCAAAGCCGAGGCUCCCAACCCGGCUGCCCCCUCGCCGGACGUGAAGAGGCUCAACCGCCACCUGCGCACCGCCUUCACCUGCUCCCUCACGCUGGUUCUGCUCAUCUUCAUCCCCAUCGGCUCCUACAGCCUCAACGUGAACUACCACGAGAUGUCCAACGCUGAGGCGGAGAAGGAGGAGGAGGAAGAGGUGUGA
Molecule: messenger RNA, 657 nt
Organism: Penaeus monodon (black tiger shrimp)
Lineage: Eukaryota; Metazoa; Arthropoda; Malacostraca; Decapoda; Penaeidae
Product: probable ligand-gated ion channel 46
Exons: 4
Coding region: 1-657 (218 amino acids)
Biological process (GO): nervous system process; signal transduction; chemical synaptic transmission
Cellular component (GO): neuron projection; membrane; synapse
Molecular function (GO): neurotransmitter receptor activity; chloride channel activity; transmembrane signaling receptor activity
Source: RefSeq, a predicted model, not a curated record